AUGCGUGUGUCGCAAGCUCCCCUGAGCUCGACGCUCGCCCUCUUGCUCGGUGCAAGCUUCACACACGCUCAAUACCUCAUCAACGAGCUCAGCUUCGGUUACUCUGGCAGCAUAUCACCAAACAAUGACGGCCACGUCCCCAACUUUGUCCUCCAGGGACAACCGAACCAACCCGAGAUCCUAUCCAACAAGAUCAUCCUGACACCCGUGGCGCCCGGCAACCAGCGCGGCUCCAUCUGGAGCACCCAGAAGGUGAUGCACCAGAACUUCAUCGCCGACAUUGACUUCCGAGCCAACGGCCCCGAGCGCGCUGGCGGCAACCUCAACAUCUGGCUCACCAACGGCGGCUCUGCCGACGUCGGCAUGAGCUCCGCAUACACGGCCGGACGCUUCGACGGUCUCGUCCUCGUCGUCGACGGCUACGGCGGCACCGGCGGUAUGGUGCGCGGCUUCCUCAACGACCGGUCCACCGACUACAAGGCCCAGAGCGACAUUAGCCCCCUUGCCUUUGGCCACUGCCAGUACCACUACCGCAACCUCGGCCGUCCUAGCCAGAUCAAGCUGCGCCAGACCGACCGUGCCUUCAAGGUCGAGAUUGACGGCCGCCUGUGCUUUGAGAGCGACAAGGUCAAGAUCCCCACCGGCUACACCUUUGGUCUGACGGCCGCGAGCGCCGACAACCCAGACUCGUUUGAGAUUUUUAAAAUGGUCGUCAUGUCCGAUAGCCUCCACGCCGGGGAGCAGCAGCAGCAGCAGCAGAACCAGGGGCAGCAGCAACAGCAACAACAACAGCAGCAGCAGCAGCAGCAGCAGCAGCAGCAACAGCAGGCACACGAGCAAAAGGCCAACCACGGCCAGCCCAGCAACCCGCGCAGCGGUAACGACGAGCCCGUUGACCUCAACGCCAUCCCCGACUCCAGCGCCGACACAAUCACCUCGUCCAAGGCGCAGUUCGCCGACCUGCACAACCGCCUGCAGUCCGUCAACCACAUCCUCGGCACAAUCUUUAGCGCCGUCAACAAGUUUGGGCAGCAGGCCGAGAACCGCCACGCCGAGACGUCGCAGCUGCUCGACUCGCUCCGCACCGAGCUGCGCAAGCUCGAAAAGAUCAACGACCUCGAGGGCCGCAUCAACGGCCUCGAGCGCGAGAUCCGCGCCAUGCGCACCGACCUGAACCUCCAGAUGAAGAACACGGAGCACUCCCUCAAGGGCUACAUGGAGGGCCACCACGCCACCCUCUCGUCCAACAUUGUCAAGGCCGCCCCCGGUCACGGCAAGCUGAUUGCCGUCAUUGUCGGAUCCCAGGUCGUCCUCGCCGUCGGGUACCUGCUGUACAAGAGGAGAAAGAACUCGAUGCCCAAGAAGUACCUGUAA
This is a messenger RNA of Colletotrichum acutatum, 1374 nucleotides long. Its product is annotated as legume-like lectin family protein. The record is from RefSeq and is a predicted model, not a curated record. NCBI's taxonomy places the organism in Eukaryota, Fungi, Ascomycota, Sordariomycetes, Glomerellales, Glomerellaceae. The transcript is spliced from 2 exons. Gene Ontology annotation, biological process: endoplasmic reticulum to Golgi vesicle-mediated transport. Gene Ontology annotation, molecular function: D-mannose binding. Bases 1 to 1374 code for a protein of 457 amino acids. Gene Ontology annotation, cellular component: endoplasmic reticulum-Golgi intermediate compartment; Golgi membrane; endoplasmic reticulum membrane.